CUUUCGUUUGCACUCAUAAGGCCAGUAUAAACCGUGGUGUAAAGCUUAUGCUGUAAGUGAUUUUGGAGGAAGUUGGGCAAUCAUUAACUUCUUUGGUAAAGAGUUAAAACGACGUCGCUGUGGACUAGUGUUGACAUUUGACAAGCCAAAUAGAUGUACGAUGAUAACCAAGGGCUGUAUUAGGAUACUGCUCCCCAGGCCUGGUGUCUCCAGACUGGUUGUCCUGUCUCUUUCCUCCUCCCUGGCUCUGCUGCUACUCUACAGCUCUUUGAAUGGUCCCCAGAGCCCCUCUGCGCUGCACCAGGUCUUCCUACAUUUCAGACAUGUCCGCUCCUACCCCCUCCUCAGACGGCCUCGCUGCUGCCUCCUCCAUCCCCCCAACUCCAAAUUUAACCCUGGUCCCAGUCACCCCAGACCCAACCCCUGGUCCCUCUACCCUGACUCCAACCACGACAUUGAAGCCAGCCCCAUCCUUCUGCUCCUAGCAAUCAAGUCCCACCCUGCCAACUCUGACCGCCGGGCUGCCAUACGAGCCACCUGGGGCGGGGAGAGGGAGUGGAGAGGCCAGGGCGUGAGGAGGGUGUUUCUACUGGGCCUGGGAAGAGACAGGGGGGAGGAGGGGGGAGACCCAGAUGUGGGGGAGGAGAGUGAGAGAUACGGGGACAUUCUCCAGUGGGAGUUCCAAGAAUCAUUUUACAAUGUGACUCUGAAAGAGGUUCUGUUCUGGAACUGGUUCUACCAGGAGUGUUCUACAACCGUUCUCUAUAUUCUAAAGGGGGACGAUGACGUUUACGUGGAUGUGGAGAGAGUGGUGAGGUUCCUACGGAACAGGGAGACAGGGAUGAGGAGAGAAGAAGAGGGAGAGACUGAGAUAGAGGGAGAGACAUUGAUAAGGAGAGGGAUGAGGAGAGGAGAAAAGGGAGAGAUGGAGAUAGGGGGAGAGAGAGGGAUGAGGAGGGGGACUGAGAUGAAGAGAGUGAUAGGACCAGGGGCAGGGAGAGAGCGAGGAACUGAGGGAGGGGCAGGGAGAGAGCGAGGAACAGAGGGAGGGGGAGGGAGAGGGAUGAGGAGGGGGACUGAGAUGAAGAGAGUGAUAGGACCAGGGGCAGGGAGAGAGCGAGGAACAGAGGGAGGGGCAGGGAGAGAGCGAGGAACAGAGGGAGGAACAGGGUCUCCCCGGCCUCUCUACAUGGGACGUAUCUUUGUGGAAACCUAUCCUGUGCGUAUAUGGUGGAAUAAGUACUAUGUUCCCUACUCCUUGUACCUUGGCCCCUACCCUCCCUACGCUGGGGGCGGGGGCUACCUCCUCUCCAGAGAUGCCCUCUCUCUUCUCCUCCAUGCCUCCACCAGGGUGCCUCUCUUUCCCAUCGACGAUGCCUACGUCGGCAUGGUCGCACAGGCAGCUAACCUAUCAGCCAGAAACCAUCCUGGCUUCAUGCCUGUGGAGUACUCUCCCUCCCGCCACCCCUGUCACUACCUCAACAGUAUCAUGGUCCUCCACAAGCUGCUACCCACAGACCUGCUUCAUCUCUGGAGCUUCCUCCAGACCCAGGUGCACUCCUGUAGGGACUCUGCCCAGGAUGGGCUCACCUUGGCCAGAGUGAACUCCCCUGGUUAGGAUUGGAGGGAAAGCUGAUCCUCGAUCUGUACCUAGGGCAGGGGGGGGUAUCAAAUGUAUUUUGUUCUGUGGGACACAGUUGGUCUUCACUGAGGUUUGCCCAAAAUAGGUCGUCUGUUUCUGGAAUGUUCAAUGUUACCUGACGUUCUAGCUCAGGGGUGGGCACUUCACCCUCCAGGGCCUGAUGGGUGUCAGUUUUGCCACAGCUAACACACUUGACUCCAAUAAUCACCAAAUGUAUUUUAUUUAACCUGGCAAGUCAGUUAAGAACAAAUUAUUAUUUACAAUGACGGCCUAGGAACAGGGGGUUAACUGGCCUAGGAACAGUGGGUUAACUGGCCUAGGAACAGUGGGUUAACUGGUCUAGGAACAGUGGGUUAACUGGUCUAGGAACAGUGGGUUAACUGGUCUAGGAACAGUGGGUUAACUGGUCUAGGAACAGUGGGUUAACUGGUCUAGGAACAGUGGGUUAACUGGUCUAGGAACAGUGGGUUAGCUGGUCUAGGAACAGUGGGUUAGCUGGUCUAGGAACAGUGGGUUAACUGGUCUAGGAACAGUGGGUUAACUGCCUUGUUCAGGGGCAGAACAACAGAUUUUUAUCUUGUCAGCUCGGGGAUUUGAUCUCGGAACCUUCCGGUUGCUAGUCCAAUGCUCUAACCACUAGGCUACCUGCCACCCUAAUCAUGAUCAUCAGUUUAGAAUGCAAUUUGAUUCAUUGGCGUUUGCUAAGGAUGGAGAAAAAGUGUGACUCCAAUCAGGCCCUUGAGGACUGGAGAUGCCCACCCCUGAGCUAGAACGUCAGGUCUCGCAAGCUGCUGGACAGACUGAAGAGACUAUAAAUGUAGGUUCAUUAUCAUGUUUAACCCCUGACCCAGGGAAACCUGGAGUGAGAUCUUAGAUGUUUGGUCCGACGGGAUUAACAGACAGUAUAAUUUAAUGCACUGAGCAGCGUCAUGAAUAACCUCAGGGAUCUUUUACUGUGGAUUGUUUUUUUUUAGAUUUUUAGUGUGACUGUGCGUGCAUGUAUGAGUUGAGGUUCAAUUACUAUGAAUCAAGCUAUGAAAUUGUUUAGUCAUUUUUGCAGAGAUCAGAUGUGUAUCAGAUAUGCCCCAAAAAAAUCCGAUCUGAGUCACUUCAGACUGCCUGUCUAAGCAUGGCUUUCGUAUCCCUGUGUUUUAUACCUUGUGUGUUGCUCCACAGUUUACCGAUGUUUUACCUCAUGUUCUAUGUGACAGGUCUUGUGAAUUAAAAAGGGUUGUUUUUCAAAUGA
Molecule: messenger RNA, 2888 nt
Organism: Oncorhynchus masou masou (cherry salmon)
Lineage: Eukaryota; Metazoa; Chordata; Actinopteri; Salmoniformes; Salmonidae
Product: N-acetyllactosaminide beta-1,3-N-acetylglucosaminyltransferase 3-like
Exons: 5
Coding region: 161-1618 (485 amino acids)
Cellular component (GO): Golgi membrane
Molecular function (GO): UDP-glycosyltransferase activity; hexosyltransferase activity
Source: RefSeq, a predicted model, not a curated record